CUGUGUCGGGUGGUGGCGGGUUUAACGGCACAUUUAUUUACACGCUCUAACCCCCCUUUGCCAGCACCAAAAUAUGAUCAAAGCCUUCUUUUUAUAUUAUCAGAGUAUGUUUUUUGUUUGCACUCUGACCACAAGUAAUGUGGUUAAUGCAGACACGAUUCCUUGUAAAAGGUUUCAGUUUGGUGUUUUAACAUCUUAACACAGCUGUUUUGUUGCCAGAAAAAAUGGGAAAACCUAUUAUCAUGUUGAUAAAUGGUCGUAAUUGUAACGGGCAACUGUGAAGCCUAUAGGCUUCCACCGCGGGAAGGAGAGCCGAGUCAAGGGCGUCACGCAUUGGGGGGAAAAAUAAAAGGAACGGGAGAGGGAAGAGAUGGAACGGGGAAUUGGAGGGGAAAUGAUGGGGGAGGAACGGGGAUCGGGAGAGGAGAGGAGAGCUGAGAGAGGUGAGAGAUAAUAAAGACCACCCGAGGGCCUCGAUGCUGCUGCAUCUGUACGAAGCAGCAGCAUCAACAGCGGCGUCUGUUUUCACAGUGGGCGGUGACGUGGGUCCAGAGUGGUGGGGAGGGGGCGGGGGCGCACGCAAGUCACGUGACUCACGGGAGGCUUCAGCUGAUCUCGAUGUUAGACGUUGGCAGUGAUUCGCGACAGCGUCGCCAGUGGCGAUGGCUCGCGAUGUCCCCGGAAUAUUGACCAAUCGGAAGCCAAACGCUUUCCCCAGGCACGGGGCUCCAGCCGGGUCCCCUCGAUCCCUGACCCCUGACUCCCCACCACCUCCCGAGGGGGUAGGGGAUGUGUUGGGCGGGGGACCUGCAGCCAGAGGUGACCACCAACCUCCUCCUCGCUCCGCCAUGGCCAAGCACCACCUCCCCGUUGUGCUUCUCGCCCUCACGGCGAUGCUGCCGCCGCCGCCGCUGUGGGGGUCACAGGCCCAGGAAUUCCUCGCCGUGCCGAGAGUGAAGAUAUCCUACGAUGAGCUGGCGCAGGAGGCGGCGAUGAGUUUCCGCGCCGUGCCCGACGCGUCGGCGCUGCUGCUGGUGCCGCAGCGCUCGGCGCUCUACGUGGGCGCGCGCGACGCCAUCCUCGCCCUGGACGCCCGCAACGUCUCCCGCGAGCUCCACCCCGCCAUCACGUGGAAGGCCGACGAGCAGACGCAGGAUGACUGCCGGGCCAAGGUCUCCCCCGCCGCCGCCGUCGACUGCUACAACGUGGUGCGCACCUUGCACCAGCUCAACGGCACGCACCUGUACGUGUGUGGCACCUACGCCUUCCGGCCCAUGUGCGCUUACGUGGAUCUGAACUCCUUCUCGCUGGUCACCAGCGCCGUGAGCGGGGGGGGCCCUCAGCUGGUGGACGGGAAGGGCCAGUGCCCCUACUCGCCCUCGCAGCGCUACGCCUCCACCAUGGCCGGUGGGAAGCUCUACUCCGGCACGUUUUACAACUUCCUGGGCACGGAGCCCGUCGUCAUGCGCAACAUGGGCCCCGACGACCCCCUGCGCUCCCUCUACAAGUCCUCGUGGCUCUCUGAGCCCGAGUUUGCGGCGGCGGAGCAUGUGGCGGAGAGCGAGGAGGGCGGAGACGAGGACGACAAGGUUUACCUCUUCUUCACGGAGGCGGCGCAGGAGUUCGACUUUUACUCCAGCAAAGUGGCCGUGCCCAGGGUGGCGCGCGUAUGCACGGGAGACCGCGGUGGGCAGAGUUUCCUCCAGAGGAAGUGGACGUCGUUCGUGAAGGCGCUGCUCCCGUGCUCGGUGCCCGGGGAGAACCUCUUCUUCCCGUCGGUUCGCGACGUGUUCGUGCUGCGACCGAAGGAGGGCUGGCGCAACAUCACAUUCUACGCCGCCUUCACCUCCACUGCCGUGGGCGGCGGCGCCGUCUCGGCCGUCUGCUCGUACCGCAUGGACGAGGUGCAGCGCGUCUUCUCCGGACGCUUCAAGCACCAGGGAGGGGCCGACCAGCGGUGGGCCCCCUACGCCGGGGCCCUGCCCGCACGACGACCCGGACACUGCCCCCUGGGCUGGGACUCGCAGACGCUGCCCUCCGAGACGCUCAACUUCAUCUCCGACCAUCCCCUGAUGGACGAGGCGGUGAAGGCCGAGGGGGGCCGGCCCUGGCUGCUGGUGCCGGGAGUGGCCUACAGCCGCCUGCUGGUGGUCGACGUGGCGGCGCUGAACGGCACGAGCUGGAGGACGCUGCUGCUGGGCACAGACACGGGCGCGCUGCACCGCGCCGUGCUGCCGGAGUCGCGCGGAGCUCCUCACCUGGUGGAGGAGCUGCAGGCGCUGGGGCAGCACGAGCCGGUGCUGUCCAUGGUGCUGACCCACGACCAGACCUCGGUGGUUGUGGCCGGCCCCGCGGGGGUGGUGCAGCUGCCCGUGUGCCGCUGUGGCCGCUACGGCGCCUGCUGGGACUGCGUGCUGGCGCGGGAUCCCUGCUGCGCCUGGGACCCCCAGCGGAGGCUGUGCAGGCGUCACGGCGGGGAGACCGGCACCGGGUCGUGGCUGCAGGACGUGAGAGGUGGGGACGCGACGACGCUCUGCUCCGCUCACCCGCCAGACGUGGUGGCCGUCCGCGUGCCGCUGGCGCCGGUGCUGCUGCUGCCCUGCUCUCCCCCCUCCCGCCUGGCGCGCCUCUCCUGGGAGCGAGACUCGGGCCCGGCCCCGGGGCAGCCGCUGCCCCCGCCCGAGGCGGGGCUGCUGCUCCGCCAGGGCGCCCCCCCGGCCCCCCAGGAUCUCACGGGCACGUACCUGUGCUGGGCCGAGGAGGGCGGCCACCGGCGCCUCGUGGCCAACCGCACGGUGGCUUUGGCGGGCGUGGUGGCGAGCGCGGGCAGCGCGACUGUGGCGGCGGGCGUUCUGGCCACGCUGCUGGUGGUGGCCGUCGCGGCCGUGUGCCUGCUCGUGUGCUGCGGCGGCGGCGACGGCAGCCGACGCGGCUACAGCCCCACGCGGCUCGACAACGGCGAGCAGGCGGACGCCGCGAUCCGGCUGCAGCAGGUGCCCGGCAACAAUGGCACGGUGGGCGAGACCAGCGCGUGAUGGCCUCCCCACCCCGAGCGACGGCCAGAGCGCGCCGCGUUGACCACACCGCCGGCGCGGGACACGGUGAGGGGGAGCGGUGGUCGAGUGUCACCGUGGCGGAGGCAAAGACGAAUCGGUGGGUCUGCCAUCGCGAAG
Messenger RNA from Lethenteron reissneri (Far Eastern brook lamprey), 3173 nucleotides. RefSeq names its product semaphorin-4C-like. Gene Ontology annotation, cellular component: plasma membrane. The record is from RefSeq and is a predicted model, not a curated record. Lineage: Eukaryota; Metazoa; Chordata; Hyperoartia; Petromyzontiformes; Petromyzontidae. Gene Ontology annotation, molecular function: semaphorin receptor binding; chemorepellent activity. Gene Ontology annotation, biological process: positive regulation of cell migration; negative chemotaxis; neural crest cell migration.